Messenger RNA from Magnusiomyces paraingens, 654 nucleotides. RefSeq lists its product as uncharacterized. The record is from RefSeq and is a predicted model, not a curated record. Bases 1 to 654 code for a protein of 217 amino acids. The transcript is spliced from 3 exons. NCBI's taxonomy places the organism in Eukaryota, Fungi, Ascomycota, Dipodascomycetes, Dipodascales, Dipodascaceae.
AUGAAAGUGACUACGGUGUGUACCAAAGGAUCUGGGUCUACCAUGAAGUUUAUUAUUGCACUGUAUGUUGAUGAUUUACUUAUUUCUGGCAAUUCUUCUGAAGUCAUUGCCAAAACCAAGUCUUCUUUGUCAUCUAUGUUUAAGAUGAAAGACUGGGCCCAGUCGAAACAGUUCCUUGGCAUGAGAGUUAAGCAGUCAUCUUACCCAUAUUACUGUGGAUGUUUCACGUUAUAUUUUUUUGAUAUGUUGGAGGGUUUGUCUGACUCUACCGAUGCCUCCAUGUAUCGCAGUAUUAUUGGUAAACUGAUUUAUGCUGCUAAUUGUGCUCGUCCUGAUCUUGCUGUUAACCAUUGGCUUUCUUUGUCGAUAUAUGCAGGUCCUAAGUCUAUUCAUAUGGAAGCUGCUAAGCAUACUCUUCGUUAUCUUAAGGGUACUGCUGAACUUGGUCUUGAAUAUCGAGCUCAGAAAGUCUACAAGCUUGUUGGCUAUAGUGAUACCGAUUAUGCAAGGACAAAGCAGGACCGUAAAGUCCUUUACUGGUUGUUGUCUCUUUGCAAGAUUCCUGUUCCGUUGCCAGUGAUAUGUUUGAGACAAUCGAGGGAUGUAUUGCAUUGGCUCAGAAUCAGUGUUUCAUCGUCGCACCAAGCAUAUUGA